This is a messenger RNA of Triticum dicoccoides, 3619 nucleotides long. RefSeq names its product zinc finger BED domain-containing protein RICESLEEPER 1-like. NCBI's taxonomy places the organism in Eukaryota, Viridiplantae, Streptophyta, Magnoliopsida, Poales, Poaceae. The transcript has 6 exons. Bases 1945 to 3339 code for a protein of 464 amino acids. Gene Ontology annotation, molecular function: protein dimerization activity; DNA binding. The record is from RefSeq and is a predicted model, not a curated record.
GGCAAAGCAGAGAGUUCAAGUACGCAACCCCGUCCAUUCCCCUCCCCCGACCCCGAGCGGUCGAGCGCCGCCUCCGCCGGCUUCCGUCGUCAACCACCUCCUGGUGCUGCCGUCGUCAACCACCUCGCCGUAGACCACGAAGCCGUAGUACUGGAGGGAAAGAGGAGAAGAGGAGGGAGCGCAGCGCGUGCAGCUGCCUGCCGUCGAGUUGAGGGUCGACCGCCGCCGUCUCCACCUGUCCGCCGUCGACCACCUCCUCGCCGGCUCGCUGCUGUCGAUAAGAGAUGACCACGAAGCUGGAGGAGGGGGAGGAUGUGCCUGCACCUGCACGCCGUCUCCCCUGCACCUGUUCGAUCUCCUCUGUCCUCUCCUCUGCAUUAUCCCAUCUCUGACCGAGGUAUUCAGUGCCAAAAUUUUCAACAAUUAGUACUGAAUUGUUAGCAGUUCGUACUGAUCUAUUGAGUGUUGAAUACACCAUUGUUAGCAGUUAGUACUGAAUUCCAAAAUUUUCUUACAUCAUCUUUCAUCCAUUCUUCAGCUUGUCAUGGUAAAUCUAUAGCAUAACUUGCUUAUUUAUUGUCGAUUCCAUCCUCUUUUGAAACAAGCAUUCUAAAUGUUCAAAAUUAGUCUCAUAUAUGCUGUAUUCUUGGUCCAUUUGCUUUACAAAAUAUAAAAGGAUGACUAAACAGUGGUUAAACAGAGCCAAAAAUCCUCCCACCGCACUCCCAGGAUACAAAUUCAGCCGGUCCAGUCGGUCCUCUCGGUCUUGACCGAGCUUUGCUGCAGCUGGUCCGGUCCUGAAAAUAUGAACCGCCAGCCACUUCGGUCCGGUCCGGACUGGACCGGCCGUGGCCGGUCCAAAGCAGGGCUCGGUCAGGGACCGGACCGGCCUGGACCGCGUCCACCCCUAUGUGUAGGCAUGCAAUUGAAGAAGAUGAUGGCAUGGCCUUAGAUGUCCGCCUCCUUGCUUGUAGGUGGCUACACUUGUUCUCCUGGAAGAUGCACACACAAGUUCGUCACUGACGCAAGUAUGCUUAGUCUCGGCGCGUCAUCUACAGUAUUCAUGGGCGCGCGCCUGGUCGCUGCCAUCUUGAGCCUUGUUGUAGCGCGUACUAGGUCGCUGCCGCCGAGUGUCUCAUCGAUUCCAGGGAGAUGGCAUCGAAGCUUCAUAUUCAUGUGUAUGUGGAUAUCAUCUGCCCAGUGCUUGGGCGCUAUGUGUCGCUGCUCCCAACUGGUGCAGGUCGAUGUUGGCAGGAUGGAGAUGGCGCCGGGUCAUAAGCCGACAGCUUCGACGCCGUUAUGGUGGUGUAGAUGGUGUAGGGCCGCACGUCGACAGAGUGGAGACGGCACCGGGAUGCAGGUCGGCGGCUCUCACAUCAUCAUGGCGGUGGUGAUGGAGAUAGCGCCGGGCUUCAGACCGGCAGCUCCAGUAUCGUCGUGGCGGUGGUGAUGGAGCCGGGCUGCACGCCGGCAUGGUGGAGAUAGCGUCGGGCUUGAGGCCGGCAGCUCCGACGUUGUCGUGGCGAUGGUGAUGGAGCCGGGCCACACGCCGGUCAUCCCUUCGGUGUCGCUGCCGAGGUAGAGUUGGUGCCGUGCUGCUUGCCGGGAGCCCUGGCGCUGUCGUUCGUGGCGGUGAAGACAGUGCCGGGAUAUACGCCGGUGGCCUUCCGUUGUCGCUGCUGAGGUGGGGUUGGCGCCGAGCUACUCACCGGCAGCCUCGCCGUCGUCGUCUCGAAGCAUAUCUGGAAGAAGACACUUCUAGUGAGCCCUUCGUUGACGUCGCGGCGCCUCCAUGGAGGUGAAUUCGACGGGGCGUCUGGUGUCUGUGUAGAUGGAAGACGGCACUGCCAGCCGGUCCUCCGGCGUCGUCGUGGAACACCCAAGUUGCCACAGCCGCCGGCGCGUCAUCUCAACGUGGUGCCCGCGGCCUCCAUUGGCGCGUGUAUGUCAGCCUGGACGACACGAGCAAGCUUUGCGGCCCGCUCGUGGCCCGUUCAGGACCGGACCGUACGGUCCAGGCCCGGUAGAAAAACAGGACGGGCCGGGCCCAGAAAUACAGACCGCAAAAAGUUCGUUCCGGUCCGGUCUUUAACCGGGCCGACCGAGCGGACCGCUGGCGCAGCAAGGCCCAUCUGGCUGGACAGAUCGAGGCAUCGAGCGAACCCCCUCCCCUCGUUCCAUUCCCCCUCCCCCCUCCCCUCGCUCUCCUCUCCUCACAGCGCCUCCUCCUCUCCAAUCCCAAACCCUAACCCUUCAUCGACGGCGCCAUCGCCCGCGGCUUCUCCCCUUCAUCGACGGCGCCAUUGCCCGCGGCCUCUCCCCUUCAUCGACGGCGCCAUCGCCCAACGGCCUCUCCCCUUCAUCGACGGCGCCAUCGCCCAUGGCCUCUCCCCUUCAUCGACGACGCCAUCGCCCGCGGCCUCUCCCCUUCAUCGACGGUGCCAUCUCGUCCGAGUACGAGCUGGAGGAGCACGUGUACGUCGGGGACGCAGCAAGGCCAGCACGCCAUCGGUCCCGUCUUCCCUGGUUCCUCGCCGAGCGCCACGAAGAGGAAGAGGAAGUUUAUAUCCCACUUCGAACAUCUUCUAUCCAUACAUUGUUGGUGUCAAGCUUGCAAUCAAACGUGCAAUGACUAGUGAUAGUGACCACUACAAGGAAAUGGGUGAAGCAAUGUUGGAGAAGUUUGACAAAUAUUGGGAAGAAAAGAACAAUGCCAUGCUGAUCGCAACCGUCUUUGAUCCACGGUACAAGAUGAAUUACAUAGAGUGGGCCUUUGGAGAACUAUAUGGAGUAGGAAGUACGAGGUGUAGGACUGAGAUGAAAAUCGUGGAGAAAGAGUUGGCGACCUUGUAUGACAAAUGUGUUUCCCAAGAUAAGCGAGCUGGAAAUGGAGAAAGUGUAUCUUCCUCUACAAACAUUCCUAGUAUCCCGGUUCAAGCUGGGUAUGAGUCCUUCUUAUCGUCCCGUUCAACAAGAAUAUCAAAGAGUGAGUUGAGGAACUACUUAGAGGAUGCGGUUGAACCUCGCAACAAGGCUCUUGAUCUUCUUGGUUGGUGGAAAGUCAAUGCUCCUAGGUACCCAAUUAUGGCCAAGAGAGCCAGGAGGUUCCUUACUAUCCCGGCUACCUCCGUGUCUUCAGAAUCUACCUUCAGCACGACCGGAAGGAUUUUAGAUGACUACAGGAGUUCGUUAAAACCGGUUAUGGUGGAGGCAUUAGUUUGUGGUGCAAGUUAUAUCAAGGGUGCUCACGUUGACUUGAAUCUGGUGCCGAGGGAUGAGAAUGAAGAGGAUGAUGUUGAAACCAUCAAGUUACCCAUCGUGGAGGAGAUCAACGAUUGACACUCAUCAUGUGGAUGUUGAUAUUGAUCUUGCUAUUUUGGAGACGAAUGUCAAAGUGAUCUUUCUCAUGGGAAGGCUACUUUUGCAUUUGGGUUAUGUUCGAACUUGUCAAGUCAUGAACUGUGAAAUGUCACAACUAGCUUGGAGAUGAACCUCUCAUUUGUGUUAUGUUCAACUUGCCAAUUGACAUGGACUUGAAAUUGUCAUUGCAAGUUUGUAAUCGUGUCGUUCAAUGAUGAUAAGACAUUAUGUUUGUGGAUGUGGUAUUUGUGUUGCUUAA